Messenger RNA from Bipolaris victoriae FI3, 1350 nucleotides. RefSeq lists its product as hypothetical. NCBI's taxonomy places the organism in Eukaryota, Fungi, Ascomycota, Dothideomycetes, Pleosporales, Pleosporaceae. The coding region runs from base 1 to 1350 and encodes 449 amino acids. The record is from RefSeq and is a predicted model, not a curated record. The transcript has a single exon.
AUGGGCUUGGUUUACGGUUCAGCAUCAGAGGUACUGGUCUGGUUAGGAGAGGCGGACGUGUACAGCAAUAUCAUGGUCGAGGCCCAGAAAGUGUUUGCGUCCAGUGUCCCUGAAUUAUCCUCGGUGGAAAGAUAUCCGGCUUCGGACGACAAUACCGCGGAUGAGCGACCGCUUUUUAGCUUGUGGGAUUUCGAAGCAACGCGCUGGUAUGAAAAAGCAUUGAAAAAUGAAAAGCUGCUGUACCUCACUACGGAAUAUUUUGCGCUCGAAUCUCUUGGUGGUGACGCCACUGAGUAUCUCCACGCAAUAUUCAAGGACAGGCCUGCACCAUUCGUCAUGCUGAAAUUGAUUGUGGAUUGUGCAGACCGCUAUUUCUCCCGUCCUUCGUUUCGUAGAAUUUGGGUCAUUCAGGAAGUCGUAAUGGCUCAAAUAGAUCGGAAUAGCGCACGGCGAGUCACUGUUUUCAGCGGCCAGUCGCAGGUACAGUGGAAUGAACUGGUGGCUUUUGCGCUCUUACUCGGGACUACUGUUCUCAAGACGCAAUUUCAAAAUAUAGAUUUCUUCAACCAUUCCUGGUUAAUACUCUCAGGGCGAUCAUUGACACUAGUCAUGGAGAACUAUAGACGAUGGCAGCUUUCGAGGUCUCACGUUUCCUUAUCACCCCAUGACAAGAAUAGUAGAGGCAGUGACACCAGUAGUUCUCAUUCUUUUCAGAGGAGUGUUCAAAAUCAGAAUUUGAGAUCAUACUUGCAGCAUGAUCCGGCGGACCGUGCCCCCAUAGCUCACAGUACUAGAUCGAAGAAAUUGAGAGAGAGAUCGUUGACUGCUAUUCACGAUUUAUCUUACAAGGAUGCGACCAAUGGGACCUAUCCUAUCUCUCGAGACACAGUAACCUUCAAUGCAACAUCGGCAUUGAAUAUGAGUCCGCCAUCGGAAAUAGUUAGCCCACUUGAUUACCUUAUAGCUGUAGAUAUGACCCGCGAUGAUCCCCUGCUGCAGGAAGCCCCCUUGUGGGUAAUAAACAUCUUUACAUCAAACGAACGUUUUCGAGACAGCUUCUCCGCGAAGUAUGGAGUCUACAAUGCAUCUGGCGGAAGACCAGCGAUCGUGCGGCCUACUGAUUUGCCCUUCUCUCUAUCGCUCCAAGGCGUACGCAUCGCACGAAUAAAGAAUGUCCUUGCGCCUCAGCCUCUCCAAGACAGAACCUCUGCCGACCUAAGUUAUUAUAUGGUUAUCAAGCCUGGUCGAAAGCCUUUCAUGGUAUCAAAGCGCGAGAGUACCGAUCUGCAAAAACUGUACAUGGAAAGCCAGGCUCGCGCCAAAAGCCAUACUAGCUUUCCAACAUUUUAG